This is a messenger RNA of Dryobates pubescens (Downy woodpecker), 1395 nucleotides long. It is a transcript of the gene GNAI3, whose product is annotated as G protein subunit alpha i3. Gene Ontology annotation, biological process: adenylate cyclase-modulating G protein-coupled receptor signaling pathway. Gene Ontology annotation, molecular function: G-protein beta/gamma-subunit complex binding; GTPase activity; G protein-coupled receptor binding. The coding region runs from base 130 to 1194 and encodes 354 amino acids. The record is from RefSeq and is a predicted model, not a curated record. Gene Ontology annotation, cellular component: heterotrimeric G-protein complex. The transcript has 9 exons. Lineage: Eukaryota; Metazoa; Chordata; Aves; Piciformes; Picidae.
UCCGGCGCCGCCUCAGGGAGCCGCCCGGGCCGAGGCGAAGCGAGAGGCUCAGCCCCGCUCCGGCGCCGCUCCUGUCCCGCUGCCGGCGGCCGGGCCGCUCCGCCGGCCUCCCCCCACCCCGCCGCCGCCAUGGGUUGCACGCUGAGCGCCGAGGACAAGGCGGCGGUGGAGCGGAGUAAGAUGAUCGACCGCAACCUGCGGGAGGACGGCGAGAAGGCGGCCAAGGAGGUGAAGCUGCUGCUGCUCGGUGCUGGAGAAUCUGGGAAGAGCACCAUUGUGAAGCAGAUGAAGAUCAUCCAUGAGGAUGGCUACUCAGAGGAGGAGUGCAAGCAGUACAAAGUGGUUGUCUACAGCAACACCAUCCAGUCCAUCAUUGCCAUCAUCAGAGCCAUGGGCAGGCUAAAGAUAGACUUUGGGGAGGUUGCCAGAGCUGACGAUGCCCGGCAGCUCUUCGUGCUGGCUGGCAGUGCAGAGGAGGGGGUGAUGACCACGGAGCUGGCUGGGGUGAUCAAGAGGUUGUGGAGAGAUGCUGGGGUCCAGGCCUGCUUCAGCAGAUCCAGGGAGUAUCAGCUCAACGACUCAGCCUCCUAUUACCUGAACGACCUGGACAGGAUCUCCCAGCCCAGCUACAUCCCCACGCAGCAGGACGUGCUGCGCACCCGGGUGAAGACCACCGGCAUCGUGGAGACUCACUUCACCUUCAAGGACCUCUACUUCAAGAUGUUUGACGUCGGUGGGCAGCGCUCAGAGAGGAAGAAGUGGAUCCACUGCUUCGAGGGGGUCACAGCCAUUAUCUUCUGUGUGGCCCUCAGUGACUAUGACCUGGUCCUGGCUGAGGAUGAGGAGAUGAACCGGAUGCAUGAGAGCAUGAAGCUGUUUGACAGCAUCUGCAACAACAAGUGGUUCACAGACACCUCCAUCAUCCUCUUCCUCAACAAGAAGGACCUCUUUGAGGAGAAGAUCAAGAAGAGCCCCCUGACCAUCUGCUACCCUGAGUACACAGGCUCCAACACCUACGAGGAGGCAGCAGCCUACAUCCAGUGUCAGUUUGAGGACCUGAACAGGAGGAAAGACACCAAGGAGAUCUACACCCACUUCACCUGUGCCACCGACACCAAGAACGUGCAGUUCGUCUUCGACGCCGUCACGGACGUCAUCAUCAAGAACAACCUGAAGGAGUGUGGCCUCUACUGAGCGGGGCCUGGGAGCCAGUUUCCACGAGGAGUUUUGAGAAGCUGAAUCUUUCCUGCCUCAGGGUGAGAGCUGCCAGCCUGGAGAGAGAGAGAGAGAAGGAGAGAGGAAGAGAGGAGCAGGGGGCAGGAGAGCAGCAUGCAGAACCCCUCUCAUUCUUUAGCACAAAUCUUCUCUGGUUAGGGACCUUUAGUGGUGAUUGCU